This is a messenger RNA of Nipponia nippon (crested ibis), 237 nucleotides long. NCBI's taxonomy places the organism in Eukaryota, Metazoa, Chordata, Aves, Pelecaniformes, Threskiornithidae. The record is from RefSeq and is a predicted model, not a curated record.
AUGUACGCCUGUGCAAAGUUUGUCUCCGCUCCCGCGCUAGUGAGGAGGAGCUCGCGGGUGCUGUGCCAGCCCCUCUCUGCCUCCGUGCUGAGCAGCCCCGAGGCCCGGACGGAGCAGGUAACGAACCCCUCGCUUAAACAACAGCUUUUCUCCUACGCCAUCUUGGGCUUUGCCCUCUCCGAGGCCAUGGGGCUCUUCUGCCUCAUGGUGGCCUUCCUCAUCCUCUUCGCCAUGUGA